This is a messenger RNA of Ananas comosus (pineapple), 669 nucleotides long. RefSeq lists its product as uncharacterized. The record is from RefSeq and is a predicted model, not a curated record. The transcript is spliced from 2 exons. The coding region runs from base 16 to 453 and encodes 145 amino acids. Lineage: Eukaryota; Viridiplantae; Streptophyta; Magnoliopsida; Poales; Bromeliaceae.
GGGAGGGAGGGGGGAAUGGAUUCUGCUGCGGCGACGACGGCGGCGGUGGUGGUGCUGGCGGUGCUGUGUGGCGGCGGCGCGGAGGCGUGGACGGGGGAGAUCCGCGGGCGGGUCGUCUGCGACGUCUGCGCCGACGCCGCCAUCGGACCCGAAGAUCACGUCUUGGAAGGUGCUGAGGUUGCCGUUCUUUGCAUAACCAAAUCCGGCGAGGUUCUCAAUUAUCAAGCGUUCACCGACUCGAAAGGCGUCUAUACGGUAGCGGAGACCAUGCCCGAGAGCGAUAGGUGGGAGUCGUGCCUGGCGAGACCCAUCAGCAGCUUCCAUGAUCGCUGUGCUAAACGGGGAGACUCGCAUUCGGGCGUCAAGUUCACUUACAACCGCCCUUCGGGCCAUUCUCACACCGUCAAGCCUUUCCUCUACAAGCCCACCUCCGUUCCGGUCUAUUGCAGCUGAUCAGCAUAUGGUAAACAUAUUUAAAGUUACAUAUGAUGAUGCACUGAAUGUUAUAUGUUCGAAACUCGUAUAGUAAUUGAAAGAAGAAAACAGAAACCGAAACUGUGUAGUGAAAUUCGAAGUUUGUUUUUUCUCUGUCAUGAAUUGAGAAACCGAUAAGUGGAAUGUGUGUAAUAUUUGUUCUAUGAGCAUCAUCUUCUCGGCGAUUCAUGGCUA